AUGCCACCCUCUCAUCAACGACAUCGUCGAUCCCCUUUCAAACGCACUUCAUUCCGUCGUACCUCGUCGGGUUCGAGUUCUCUGAGGUCAUUUUCGCAGGUCCAGGCUCGUUCUGAUACUCACGUUCAGGCUUCGUUCGCAAACUCCGAGAUAUCGGGAUGGGAGAAAGAUGAUGGGUUGAUUCGAAAUGUGGAGACGGAUAAAUAUUCUGUUAGUUUUCGGCCUGCGGUUACGGUGACGCUUUGUCGAGAUGAGGUGGCGGUGGUGAGGAAGGUGGAUGGAGGGACUUCUCAGUCGCGAAAUCAAUCCCAUGUACUCCGGUGUGAAAAUGAAGGAGGGGUGGAGGGGAGAGAUAUAAGUUUUUCUGCAAGUAGUGUGUAUUCUAUCAAUACGCUUGGAUAUGCCACUGCGGAUCCUGGUAAAGAUAUAGAUAAUGGUUCGUACAUGUCUUGUUCAUCUAUCCCAACGGUUCCGGAACUUUCGCUUGAGAUGUCCACGUCGACUUUGACUUCAAGAUCUGAGGUUUCUGUUUCUGAUGCUUUGGGUUUGAAUGUUAUAAGGAGAAGUGAUAGGGGAAUGGGGAUAUCGAUAGCGAAUAUAUGUAUGGAGAGGUGGAAAAAUUUUGAAAGGGCGAGGGGAUUUCUAGGGGAUUGGAGAAUGGGGGAUGGGGGUGGAGAUGGAGAGGAAAGGGAAAGGGAAAGGGGAAAUGAAUUAAGAAAUAGGAAUGAGAAUGGGAAUGGGAAAGAAAAACGUGAGAAGAAAAUAAGGUCUUUUCUGAGGAAAUACUGUCUUCAUCCUUUUAGUAUGAGGAGUAGUUUUCGCUUGGUAGGGUGGAUUGAGGAUCCGAUUGGUAGUUGUGUGGGUCACGACACAGCCUAUGCGACGGGAUAUGCGACGGGAUAUGCGACGGGAUAUGCGACGGGAUAUGCGACGGGAUAUGGAGAGGUAAGAACGGGGUAUGCAUAUGGAGGGGAAAUAGGAGAUGCGAGGUUAUGGGAUGAAGCGAGACGGAGCGGAUGGGAGGGGGGACUGUAUUGA
Molecule: messenger RNA, 1038 nt
Organism: Botrytis sinoallii
Lineage: Eukaryota; Fungi; Ascomycota; Leotiomycetes; Helotiales; Sclerotiniaceae
Exons: 2
Coding region: 1-1038 (345 amino acids)
Source: RefSeq, a predicted model, not a curated record